AUGGCGUCCUCGGCGCAGAAGCGCGUCAACGUCGUGAUAUCCAGGCUCAUUCCGCCUGUGUUACUUGGUGCCGUGGUGUACGCUUCUUAUGCCAUCACCAAGCCAUUAUGCCUCGACUAUCUAAUUCAUCCGUUACCUUCCUAUGACCGAGGUUCUCGAGUCGGUGCUGGCGCCGCGAUUCUCGCGAUCUAUUACGUCCUUUUAGUCCCCAUGGUUAUCUCAUACAUACACCUUUAUUAUUACGUCCUAUGGAAUCCUGGAUACCUCCCUUUUGGCGAAGAAAAACUAGCAGAUGACGAAAAAGCCGAGCGAUCGAAACGAAAGAGGAGCACCCGCAAAAGCGACCCGGAGAAGACAAACCAGGCAGACGCGGAUGUGGAGAGAGGUUCAAAUUCCACAGCUGUAGGCAGCCCAGUUCAGUCGGAUGGUGCAUUGGAGAGUUUUUACACCAAAGAUGUCUUCGUCUGCCAGGAGGACGGCCGACCUCUAUGGUGCUCUACGUGCUGCCAGUACAAGACAGACAGAGCACAUCACUGUCGGGAGCUGGGUCGGUGUGUGCGCAAAAUGGAUCACUUUUGUCCUUGGGUUGGAGGUGUAGUGUCGGAGACAUCGUUCAAAUUCUUUAUUCAAUUCGUUGUUUAUACUUGCGUAUACUGCAGCUUCGUUCUUAUCGUGUCUGCCUAUUUCACGGCAGAGAUUCGACGCCAGACCGGAGGAGCAAAUCCCCAUUGGUGUGUCUGCAUCGGAUUGAGCGGCCUCUUCGCCUUUUUCACUGCCGGGAUGACCCUGAGCUCAAUCCAAAUGGCUAUCUUCAAUAUAACAACAAUCGAGAACCUAAACCGGCGCACAGCGGUCUGGACCCUAGCCAUCCGCAUUCCAGAAUACCUCCUGGAACGACUCUGGGCACCCGAGUCUCCCUGGGCUCCAACAUUUCGCAUGGUCUCCUAUCCUACCCAGACACCUUCGUCUCCAACACAGCCUCAAUCAAUCCACCCCUCUCCAGAUGAACGCCAUGUCUUCGCCAUUCUCCACACUCUGCCGGGCGAGAACCCUUUCGAUUUGGGCUCGUUCAAGAACCUCCAGCAGGUCAUGGGAUACAGUGUUCUUGAUUGGCUAUUACCGAUCAAGCAAAGCCCGUGUGCGGACCACCGUAGCAUGGAUAGCCAUUUUGCCCUGGGACCCGUGGUGACCCGCUUGAAGCAGGAGGCUGGACUGAUCCCGCCCGAUAACGGGGCUGCUCCACAGUCCCCACAUCCGGGGCGUACAUAG
This is a messenger RNA of Penicillium paradoxum, 1269 nucleotides long. Its product is annotated as DHHC family palmitoyltransferase. The record is from RefSeq and is a predicted model, not a curated record. NCBI's taxonomy places the organism in Eukaryota, Fungi, Ascomycota, Eurotiomycetes, Eurotiales, Aspergillaceae. Bases 1 to 1269 code for a protein of 422 amino acids. Gene Ontology annotation, biological process: protein targeting to membrane; peptidyl-L-cysteine S-palmitoylation. The transcript is spliced from 5 exons. Gene Ontology annotation, cellular component: Golgi apparatus; endoplasmic reticulum. Gene Ontology annotation, molecular function: protein-cysteine S-palmitoyltransferase activity.